AGAGGGUCCUGGAUGUCCUAGGACUAAGGAUGUUGGCAGACUUCCAGAAGGGCCCCCCAAGGCCCUAACCUUCCCAGCCAAAGCAUUCAUCUUAACCAAGCCCCCAUUCCAAGCCUCUAAUGACAGGAAACGAGUACGAAUUUCUCUCGACAAUGUGCUUCUGAGAGUUCUGCUAGGGAACGAUGGGAAGUCAGCCCAGCAGAGGGAAAACCCUGCCAAGCCCAAGCCCAAGCCCCUCUCUCCAAGACCAGCAUCCUGUACCCAUGCAACCAGAGAAGAGCAGGGCCACAGCCGUGGCCCUGGGCAACUUCCCAGUAGGCGAGCAGGCAGAGCUGUCACUGCGGCUGGGGGAGCCACUGACCAUCGUCGCUGAGAACGGAGACUGGUGGACGGUGCUGUCAGAGGUCUCAGGCAGAGAGUGCAGUGUCCCGAGCGUCCAUGUGGCCAAAAUCUCCCAUGGGUGGCUGUACGAGGGCCUGAGCCGGGAGAAAGCUGAGGAACUGCUGUUGCUGCCUGGAAACCCUGGAGGGGCCUUCCUCAUUCGGGAGAGCCAGACCAGGAGAGGCUGUUACUCCCUGUCAGUCCGCCUCAGCCGCCCUACAUCCUGGGACCGGAUCAAACACUACAGGAUCCAGCGCCUUGACAAUGGCUGGCUGUACAUCUCACCGCGCCUCACCUUCCCAUCACUGCAGGCCCUGGUGGACCAUUACUCUGAGCUGGCGGAUGACAUCUGCUGCCUCCUCAAGCAGCCCUGCGCUCUGCGGAGAACUGCCCCAAUCCCUGGCAAGGACAUACCCCUACCUGUGACUGUGCAGACGGAGCCCCUCAACUGGAAAGAAUUGGACAGCUCCCUCCUGUUCUCUGAAGCUUCUGCCACAGGGGAGGCGUCCCUGCUCAGCGAGGGGCUCCGGGAGGCCCUCAGCUCCUACAUCAGCCUGACCGAUGACAUCUUGGAGGAUGCCAAACCCCAAAGCAGAGGCCGAAAGGGGAAAGAACGCUACAGCACCUAGGACCCCAACACAGCUCAGCCUGAGCACCCAGAGGCAAGGCUGUGCACUGCUGGGGAGGGAGGGACACAGAGGCACAGUCAGGGUCCCCCCUGUAUCCUCUGUUCCUUCCUCUCAGCCCUAAGAACUCACAGCCUUCUCCCAGUGCCAUGACCCUGCCAGCAACCUCAGGUUCACACACACCGAUGAGGGCCGGGCCAGGGCUCCAAAGAGACUGAACUCCCUCUGUGGCCUGGUGUCAGUGCCCAUGUUUGAGUAUUCCAGCACAUCUUCCUCCCCUACCAAUAGAGUCCCAUUCAAACCCCCUGCCUGCUAAACAGUCCCACCCAGAAGGUAGAAACUACCACUAGCAUCAAGAAGAAAAAAGUCCAAAUUUACAAGGGGCGGGAAAGCAGAGGAGACAGAUGGCUCACCAGAGCAGCAGAACCUGGGCUGUCCAGCCGCCCCAACCCCAAAACAAAAAGCAGGACCCCUGACAGUCUGGGUCCUCGAAUGUCCCCAUCAAGUCCCUUCUCUGGACCACCAUAGUUCUCAGCUCUCUACUUCCUUUUGCAGUUUGUCCUUUGGACCUGGCCAAGCCUUACCAACAUUGCCAUCUGGUGGCCAAAUGCAAAAUGACACCUUCUGAGCCUAGCACACUGUGAUGAGGUCAGUUCCGCGUGGCCCUUGUGCUGAGCAGGAGCACUAGGGUGUUGGAAGGUGUUAGCCCUCUGUCUCCAAAGCCAAGGCCUCAGCAUAAACCCAUAAAGGGAGAGAGGCCGGAUGAAGCUGCUAAGGGAGCAGGGAGAGGAAGAGGGAUAGGGAUGGGAGGGCAGCGCCUCUAGUGUUCCUAUGCGGCUCUCGGGUUAGAGGUGAGGUGAGAAAGGCUUUACCAGGUACCAUCAACAGGUUGUCGAUUAAAGAUCUGAUUUAUUCAAGUA
Phyllostomus hastatus (greater spear-nosed bat) is the source of this 1927-nucleotide messenger RNA. RefSeq names its product Src like adaptor 2 (gene SLA2). Gene Ontology annotation, molecular function: protein binding. NCBI's taxonomy places the organism in Eukaryota, Metazoa, Chordata, Mammalia, Chiroptera, Phyllostomidae. The record is from RefSeq and is a predicted model, not a curated record. Bases 183 to 1010 code for a protein of 275 amino acids. The transcript is spliced from 8 exons.